This is a messenger RNA of Gaeumannomyces tritici R3-111a-1, 725 nucleotides long. RefSeq lists its product as hypothetical. NCBI's taxonomy places the organism in Eukaryota, Fungi, Ascomycota, Sordariomycetes, Magnaporthales, Magnaporthaceae. The transcript has 3 exons. Bases 1 to 645 code for a protein of 214 amino acids. The record is from RefSeq and is a predicted model, not a curated record.
AUGCAGGUUUCGAAAUGUUGUGGAUUUUUGGCCGAGGUUUGCGUGCAGAAUAUUUGGUGCCGUAGGGAGGGCGAGGGACCGGCAGCAGCCGUUGGCGGGCGAGCAGGACGGGACGAAGCUGGCGCAGCUCGGAAUCACGAAUGGCAUCGUCGUCUCGUCAAGAGCAUCGGCGCGGCGGUCGGGUCGGGUUGCUCCUCGCCUUGCCCUUCCUUUCUGUGGUUGGGACUGGUGUUUUGGGGGAGAGGAGCUGAAGGGGUUCCCAGGAAUGCAGCGAAUUAUUCCAGUGCGGUUGCUGCUGCUGCUAGUCAGUGUCAGUCGGCGCCCCGGGCUCAAUGGCUCGCUGGGGGGUACGAGCUACAGUUGACUGCGCUGGGGGUCAUGGCUGGUUUCGGCAACAACAAAACAAGCAUCCACCUCCUGGUUGGGUGCAACUGGCCCUGCAGUGGGGUCCCACAGCACGAUCCCUCCGAGGGACAGUGUCUGGCGAGGGUGCAGCAGCUUGCUCCCUCCAUUUCGGACACAUGCCGGGCCACCCCCCAGCAGGGGCGGGCAGACUCCUUCCCGGCCGUGCAGCUCCAGCGGCUCUCAGUACCGUCGCUGGACUGCAAGGUGGUACCUAGGAGACAGGCCCAAAAGUACGGCUAGGUCCAGGCACAGGAGCACAGCACGGCCGUGUUCGUGUGCUCAAAGAGGGGAGCUAGACAUGGACAUGUUUCGAGAUAAAC